AUGUGGUUUUUUGGCAACGAUACAAAGACAGAAAAUGGUGAGACUCUGAAACGAGAGCAAGAGCAGGUGUCCAAUGAACCAUCAAAGCGAAGCGAAGACGUCUCCUCUAUCCUGAAUACGACUGAUUUCGAUCCUUCAAAACUCCAUCCUUUGGCAGGACUAGAUAAAGAUAUUGAAUAUCUCGAUCUGGACGACGAAAAAUUGAAUUCACUAGAAGGAAGUAGCAACGGUAUCCUUGCUUCAAGAGGCUGGGGUGAUGAUAUGUGUUACGGUGCCGGUACGGUGUAUGUGCUGGGUCUUGGAUUAGGAGGUUUGAAAGGUUUGGAUGAAGGUAUUAAACACUUGCCACAUCCGAAGAUUGAUCCUGUGACGAGUGCAUUGCGCCCGGUUCCCUUCAAGUUAAAAUUGAACACAGUUCUCAAUCAGGUCACCAAAUAUGGACCCCACGCUGGCAACAAUGCUGGUGUCCUAGCCAUAAUGUACAACAUUUUCGACUCAUCAUUGGAUAAUAUAAGAGGAAAACAUGACGACUGGAAUUCGCUUGCCAGCGGUUUUCUCUCCGGAGCUUUGUUCAAGAGUACUUCUGGAUUGAAAGCCAUUAGUAUUAGUUCCACGCUCAUGACUAUUGCAGCAGCUUCCUGGUGUGGGUUGAAGAGACUGAUUUCCAGAAGGGGUGGAAGAAACAGCUUUGGUGCUUGA
Brettanomyces nanus is the source of this 699-nucleotide messenger RNA. RefSeq lists its product as uncharacterized. The coding region runs from base 1 to 699 and encodes 232 amino acids. Lineage: Eukaryota; Fungi; Ascomycota; Pichiomycetes; Pichiales; Pichiaceae. The transcript has a single exon. Gene Ontology annotation, molecular function: transmembrane protein transporter activity. The record is from RefSeq and is a predicted model, not a curated record. Gene Ontology annotation, biological process: protein import into mitochondrial matrix. Gene Ontology annotation, cellular component: mitochondrial inner membrane; TIM23 mitochondrial import inner membrane translocase complex.